CUUCACUCCCUUUCUGUGCUGAAAUCUGAGAAAGAUUGGGCAGAAUUUGUUUUUGUUGAAAUAAGAGGUCUGGAGUCUGUGUAAAAGUUGAAGCAAGAUGGAAAUCAGUCUGCGUCACAUGUGUCACAACAUCACUUACCUUCAGCUACGCUUUCAUCAUGAAGCUCAAUCUACUUCUUCUGCUCUGUCUCACUGGUCACAUCACAGUCGAUGUAUCCCACGUGCGUACAGUCCAUCAUCAAUAUUACCUGAUAAUGACCGGCGCAACAUGGUCUGAUGCCCAGAGUUACUGCAGGGAGAAGUACACUGACCUGGCAACAGUUGUAACUGAUGAAGAUUGGACAAGACUUGAGAGCGAAGCAGCAAGUAAAGGCCUGGCAUCAUCUGCCUGGAAUGGAUUGUACAACGCUAUCGAUAGCUGGGGCUGGUCCUUAAACAAGCUCCCACUGAAGAAUGUCCUUUAUACAAACUGGUAUCCUGGAGAGCCCAAUCUUCAUGUUGGAAAUGUAUCAUGUGGUCUAUUUAUUUCAGGUGGAUACUGGGCAGAUAUAACUUGUACCGAACUGAGACCUUUCAUAUGCUACAAUGCUAAUUUCAGUGGUGCUUCCAAGUUCAUCGGCAUCUCUAGUCCUUAUCUGACCUGGCUUGAUGCUCAGGCUUACUGCCGAACACAUCACACAGACUUGGCCAGCUCGCUUAACAGCUCAGAUAACAACUUGAUAUUGCAGCUGAGAGAUAUCCAGGGUGAUUCCUGGUUCGGACUCAACGGAGUUGUGUGGACGUGGUCAGAUGGGACCAUUGCUUCAAACCUACCAUGGGGUUCUGGACAACCUGAUAAUGCCGGAGGAAAUGAGAACUGUGCAGAGGGUAUCGGAGGGUACAAUGAUAUACCCUGCAACAACGUGUACUAUUUCUUCUGUCACACCAUUAUACCAGUCAGGGAGCAGCAGCUUGUGAGACUGCAGGUGAAGUCUGAUGGCAGUGUGUUGGAUCCUGCUGUACAGUCAUCUAUUUUAGAGCAGAUAAAGCAGAAACUGAAAGAACAUGGCAUGUUGGAGAACACCACAGUAACCUGGAGGGUGUGGCCAGAUGGAAACAUCUUCAAGAAGCAAAACAAAGAUGAUCUAUAAUGUAAAUGUAGAUGUGUUGUAGAAAUGUUAAUGUUUAAGCUUUAAAUCAG
Tachysurus fulvidraco (yellow catfish) is the source of this 1180-nucleotide messenger RNA. RefSeq names its product C-type mannose receptor 2-like. NCBI's taxonomy places the organism in Eukaryota, Metazoa, Chordata, Actinopteri, Siluriformes, Bagridae. The record is from RefSeq and is a predicted model, not a curated record. The coding region runs from base 159 to 1130 and encodes 323 amino acids. The transcript has 6 exons.